This is a messenger RNA of Caenorhabditis remanei, 1566 nucleotides long. RefSeq lists its product as uncharacterized. The record is from RefSeq and is a predicted model, not a curated record. Bases 1 to 1566 code for a protein of 521 amino acids. The transcript has 10 exons. Lineage: Eukaryota; Metazoa; Nematoda; Chromadorea; Rhabditida; Rhabditidae.
AUGUUCAUCCGCUUGGUUUUCCUGCUACUUCUAGCCAACUCUGUUUUCAUCGAGACUUCGAAAAUUCAUGAGAUCUUAAAGAAACUUGGAAAGAGAUAUGAAACUGAGCUAAAACCUGUUGCAAACUUAUGGGAUGCCUACAGUAGGACUGAAAAAGAAAAUGCACGUUAUGAGGAAUACGAUUCAUGGAAGGAACUCUCUACUGAGGAAGUUGGAAAAAUCAAAAAUCAGACGAGUUAUGCAGUUCGAAACAACUUUAUAGAAGUUUCCUCCACAGAAAACUUGAGAUUCAAUGAUGCUCUAUUGUACAUUGAAUCUAUAUUGGAUGAAGAUUUCACUGCAGAAGUUUGUGGUGAUGGGAAGAAAAUGAAUUCAUACCAAUACAUAAAACAUUUGACUCACAGUGCAUCACAACACAAGGGAUAUUUUUGGAAAGAGGUCGUGGCUGGUUUCGAUGAAUCACAAGAUCGAGAUGUUCUGAAAUUCAACAUGAACUUGCAUCUAAUGGAUAAAAUGGGUUUUCUAAACAAGAGAUUCUUUCACUUGAAAAACGUCAUCCAAACUGGAACUUGUGCAAAUAAAGGAGUUGUUGGGGACUUUGAAACAACGCCCGAAGGUUUGAAUCCAUACCUUGUUGAUAUGGAAGAUUUGAAAGUGAAGCCAACAACCAAGCUAUUCUUGAAACUUUUCACUCCAGCAGUCUAUCAAUAUCUUGAGGAAAAUCCGAAUAAACUUCCGAGAUACUGGUUGUCUGGAAUCAAUUCCACUCUGACUAAGAUCAAUGUCUGUCAUGAGAAAGUGACUGAACCCGUUGAGUAUACAGAAGACCAAUUCCGUUCCUGGUACGCCCAAUUCGGAUUGAUGUGGCAUCCAAAAGAAGGAUUCGAAAAUCAAACGUAUUCCCUUCAGUUGAUUGAGUUGCUUGAUGACUCAAUUACUGCUAGAGUGACAAUGAAACUUCAAAUGGGAAGAGACAAGGAGGCGGAGUUACAUGAUUGGAAUUUCAAGUUUUUAGCGAAAAAAAAUGAGCACACUUGGUACAUCAACAAAAUAGAAGUUCUGUGUGAUCCAACGAUAGAAUACAAAGAUGAAUCUCUGAAACUGAUUCGGGAAGUUGUUGCUGGAAAGUUUGUGGAUGAACUCAAGUACAAAAACGAUACUCAGUGGUACUCUACUGUUGAUUUCAUCAAACAAUUCACAAAACCCGGACACCUGGUGAUGGAAGACUGCGUGAAUGAUAUUGUAGGAUUAAUCACUCAAAUCGAUUUGUUCAAGAAGGAUCGAGAUGAUGUUCACGGCAUCAAGUUCACCAAGUACCAAAUCGACGAGGAAAUUGCCAUUGAUCUUCCAGCUGCCGACACCGCCACAUUCCGUUUCAAAACUGUCUCACAAGCAGCGGAUUCGACGGAGACAGAGAAAGUAGAAAUUGAACGUGAAUGGUCGUUUGAUAUUAAAUGGGAUCAAAUGGAUCAGUUCUAUUACAUUGAGAAAAUGGGAAUCGGAUGUGGAAAGCCAUGGACUGUGAAAGGAGUCUUCAAGAGUAUUGUUGACACAAUCGGCAAAUGA